GACGCGUUUCUCUCACGGUCGUAUAUAUUGAGAGACGCACGUUAUUUCAUAUACGGAUGUUUAGUAGAAGUUGCGUUGUGAACAUGGCCAGCAAAGUCCCUAAAAUCAAAUUCAAUAACGGACAGGAAUUUCCUGUUUUCGGUUUAGGAACCUGGAAGUCCAAACCCGGUGAGGUAACACAAGCAGUCAAAGAUGCACUAGACCUAGGCUACCGUCACAUCGAUUGUGCCCACGUUUAUUUAAACGAACCGGAAGUUGGAGAAGCAUUAAAAACAAAACUUGGAGAUGGAACCGUUAAGAGGGAAGAAAUUUACAUUACUAGUAAAUUAUGGAACACAAUGCACAGACCAGACUUAGUAGAACCAGCAAUCAGAACUACUUUGAAAAACCUAAACUUACAAUAUUUGGACUUAUAUUUAAUUCACUGGCCUUUCGCGCUUCAGGAAGAUGGAGACCUAUUCCCAGUUGGCAAAGAUGGUAAAACCGCCUUUAGCGAUGUUGAUUAUUUGGACACGUGGAAAGCACUGGAAGCAUUAGUUGCAAAAGGAUUAACCAAAUCUAUUGGAGUUUCAAACUUCAACAAGAAGCAACUCGAGAGGCUAUUGGCUAAUGCUAAAAUUCCUCCAGUAACCAACCAAAUUGAAGUUCACCCAUACUUGAACCAACAAAAAUUAAUCGACUACUGCAAAUCGAAAAACAUCGUCGUAACAGCCUACAGUCCCCUGGGUUCACCUGACAGACCCUGGGCAAAACCCGGCGAUCCUCAAUUACUGGAUGACCCCAAAAUUCAAGCCAUCGCCAAGAAAUACGGCAAAACACCUGCCCAAGUUGUAAUCAGGUAUGGUCUUCAAAGAGGCCUUAUCGUUAUCCCUAAAUCUGUGACGAAAUCAAGAAUUCAACAGAACUUUGAUAUUUGGGACUUCCAGUUGUCUGCCGAUGAUAUUGCUCAAUUGAACACCUUCGAUUGUAAUGGAAGAAUCUGUCCCUAUGAUGAUGCCUACGACCACAAAGACCACCCCUUCAUUCGUGAUGAAUACUAGAUGAAGAGCCGUUUUUCCGAUUUUGUGAUUUGUACAAUUCGUUUUAUUUUUUACUACUAUUCAAAUAGGUCUAAUGCCACAUAAAAAUGCAAAUGUCAUUCAAAUCUUUAUAUACACUUCCUCAUUACAACGCACACCGUAUUACCUCUCAUAUUGUUAAUGUUGGUUUUAAAUAAAGAAAAAGUCCCAGAAUA
Molecule: messenger RNA, 1234 nt
Organism: Sitophilus oryzae (rice weevil)
Lineage: Eukaryota; Metazoa; Arthropoda; Insecta; Coleoptera; Curculionidae
Product: aldo-keto reductase family 1 member B1-like
Exons: 7
Coding region: 57-1040 (327 amino acids)
Cellular component (GO): cytosol
Molecular function (GO): aldose reductase (NADPH) activity
Source: RefSeq, a predicted model, not a curated record